Molecule: messenger RNA, 6149 nt
Organism: Topomyia yanbarensis
Lineage: Eukaryota; Metazoa; Arthropoda; Insecta; Diptera; Culicidae
Gene: Drep2
Exons: 4
Coding region: 690-2003 (437 amino acids)
Biological process (GO): apoptotic process; regulation of apoptotic process
Source: RefSeq, a predicted model, not a curated record
CCCUACCUUUGCUCCUGUUUAUCAAAGACCUGUGAUCGAUCAGUGAAGAACGAUUUACUUCAUUCUGUUGGCUGGUUGGAAGCACCCAGGAUCCCAAAAGGUGUCGGUACGGUGUGCUCUUGCGAUACGGAUUUGGUUGUGCUAGUUGGUAAAUCGUAUUUUCCCUGAUCGAAACCAAAAAAGUUACUUUGAAUUGGAUAAGGGCAAGCUGCUCAAAACUUUUCCGAGGAAAAUCCUUUUCAGCAAAAAGUUGUGAAAGGUCUUCAUUGCGAUUGCGCCGAAAAAGUAAAAGUGUCUAGCGUGAGAGAAGCCAAGAGUUGCGAGCACAGAAAGCAACCGCACACCAGUAGGCUGGGGGAAUUGGAUAUUCGAAACGGAUUUAAUCGAUCGUCUUUCGGAGCGAAAGAAAGGGAUGGCAGAUACGUUGGAUGAAGUGUGAUACGUAGGAGUUCGCGAAGACAAGAAAAAAGGCCAUCCUGACUAAACGUCGACAUGGAGGGUGUUUUUAGUGCUGCAAAGUUGUGAUUAGAGUCUGAACAUAGCGAAAAGCAGAAGCAGCAGUAACCGCCAGAAAAUCAACUGUGCCAAGGUGUGAUGGGCCGAUAAAUGCCGUAUUUACUGAACUUUAUUGAUGCAGCAAGGGGGCUCAGGCAAAUGCCCCCGAAAUUGUUCAUUUGAGGCAUGUCGUAAUGGCAAGAGAGGAGUCUCGUGGCAAGAGGCCUUUAAAAAUCUGGGACAGUUGGCGCAAUGUCCGUAAAGGUCUCGUCGUAGGUAGUUUUGAGGAACUAAUUGUUAGAGGGAAGGACAAACUAGGAGUACCAGCAUCAGAGCCUGUUCGGUUAGUUCUAGAAUGUGAUGGUACUCAAGUAGAGGAUGGAGAGUAUUUCCGGACACUAGCCAACAACACUGUGCUGUUAUUGCUGCGACAAGGAGAACGGUGGUACCCAACAGGUGUCGAUGUGAUAAAAGCUGCGAUAUCUGCCAUACCUAAAAUCGUUUGUGAAACUAUACAUGCCUUGGAGUUGCAGGAUGAAACACCCUCUUGGAAGAUUAUGGAUAACAAGGGACGUGUUACCGUUGUACUACACUGGGAUCAACGUCAGGGAGGACAAGGAGGAGGACAAGGCAAUAGCAGCAGUGUCAUUGGAAGCGGAGGUGGAGUGUUAAGUAAUGGUCCUAGUUCAGAGAAAUUUUCGCCAUCGAAGAAAAGCUUAUCGACCCAAAAUUCGCUGGACAAAAUUUCAAUAUCGAGCCAGCAGCGCUAUCCGAGCCCACAAAUCACGGUAAUUAAUCACGAUGAUCCUCAGUCCGCGAUAUACCACUCAGCUAGACGAUUAUCAAAGCAGGGCGGUUCCUUCGAUAGCGCUGUGGGAGCCGUGCAUAUUCAUACUCCUGAAUGUGCACAUCAUGCUCACACACCAACUCGGGCUGGUAGUCCCGGAGCGACCGAAUGCGAUUUCCACUGCUGUGCACUUCACGAGGAAGGUCGCAAAAUUGCGGUGCACAAAAACGUGGCCACAUCUCCGAUACAGGAUGGUUCCACUAGUCCACAACCACCACCCAGCAGUCUGUCGGAUAGCAGACGAACGUCCAAUACUAAAGGACACGUGCGGUUCCUCGACAUUGGGCCAGAACGGGACAGCUCCGAAAGUGAAACAGAAAAUACCGUUAUGGAAGAUGAAACUGUCACGUCGGAAAAGUUUCUUCUACUCAUCGACCAGCUUUCGGUGGACCAGAAGCGCCAUCUUAGCAUAAAGGACAUCGGCAUUAUUCUCGAGCGACUGAGUUCCAAAAUCCUAGAUGUAGAACGGUUGGACCGAGAAAGUGAGUCUGACGAUUGCUACAACUGGACGAUUAAGGCAACGAUACGCGGUGAUGCAUUACGUGAGUUAGGUGUUAUAUACAACGGUAAUUACUACGCAAUAUCGGAACAUCCUGGUUAUAAAGAGGAAAAUGAGGAGAACGGGGAAGACGUUGAAGAAGAAGAUGAAGAUCGAUUAUAAAAAAGCGGUUUUCCUGUGACGGUUAGAUAUGAAAAACAAACACAAAUUGGAAUACAAUAAAACAAAUUUGUUGGGCAAACGAUAAACAUGAGGUAAUGCAAAAUACCCGUUAACGUGUUGACAAGGUCACAUGUGCGAGCACGGGUAUAAAUCCGAAGAAUAGUUUGGGCGUAUGUUGCCACAGUCUGUGCCAUUUCGAGUCACACAUAUGUGAGAUGGGCCGGAGCAUCGAAAAAACUCCCGAAAAACACAAACGCUGCCAUUAACAACACAAACAAAAUAUGAAAAUAACUUACUAAUGAACUACAAAAUAUCUAAAAUUCAAAAAAAAAAAAGGAAACGCACAUCAUUGUAACCGUUACAUAAAAUGAAGCAAUUAAUAGAAAUCAUUCUAAUGGAACAGGCUAAGAAACAUACCUGUUCCGAUCAAGUGCAUCGCACAUCGUGACAAGCGAGUUCUCGUCAGGCCAAAAGUCACGACAAAUUCGACAGUAUUUCAAAGAACAAACCGGAAGGCAUCAGCCGUGUCUAAUUUCAUGAUAGAGUUAGUAGGUAAAACAAAAUGUGGGGAUACGAUUGUCACACAUCUCAAUAAUGGGACAAUUCUUGUAAUCAAUAAUAAUAAUAAUAGUAAAGUAGUAAUACUGUAAUUACUAAAAUAAUAUAAACUGAAAAAAAGCCGAAGAAGUAAGCAUACAAACCGGAUAAACACGUGAACUGCAGUCGUAUCGCCAACCUAGGAUUUAAAUCAAAACCAAAUAAUAAUAUAUAUUAUAUUAUUAAUAAAUUAUGUAUUUAAAUACAUCAUUUCUGUAGAAAUGAUCAACUUUUUACUAAAAAACAAAACUGAAAUUCAAACGAGGAAACAUAGUUAUGUAUCAAAUGAUAACCCGAUAAGUAAAUGUAUUUGUACACUUGCACAUGUAGCUGUGUAUACAUAUGGAUCCUUGCAUGUACGUGUGUGUAUUUGUAUGUGUAGGUGUGUACGUGAGUGAGUGUGGCACACAUUGUGUUUUAACUAAAGGGGCAAACACAAACGCAAAGAGGAAAUCAGAAAAAAAACUCUCGUUUGCUUCUUAGUCGACUUUCAAUUCAAAUUAACUCCCUCAACUAAUAACUAAAAAGUGAUUAUAGCUCGCACCGUAUAUAAACUAAAAAAAGUAAUCUGUUGAUCACUAAUGGUGACGUUUGAACGCAAUCAAGAUACAAACACUAAAAUAUAAUUUACUCUGCCGAACAAACAAAAACUAAGACCAUGAACAAAAGAUCAACGCUAUUCGGCAUGAGUCAUGACUGUUAGUAAUCGUAGAUAUUGGCCUCUUAGCGUAUAUUUUAGCACACGUUUCUACAUACAAGCGCACGACUGCCUACACAUACCUACGAUAGCAGUUACAAUGGCAGACUUUCCACACUCCCAUGUUUACGACACAUACACACAAAUGCGCACACACGCGCUCGCAGCCUAUACGUAUGAAGUAGAUACACAAUGUGCUGUACCUAACACAAAAUCGGAAAUAAAAAUCCAAGAAUUUCAUACAGAUUAGCUCAUAAACGGAACGGCGGUAUACCAGCUGCAGCUAAGUGGAAUCAUCGUUUUAGGUUCUUGAAAGAGGAUAUUCCCCAAUCCUACGUGUUUAGGAUGAAUGUUGACCCAAGGUUUACCAGUUACCUCCAUCUAAACCAAUUGAUGAUAAUCGUAAACCUAUCUUUUCUAAAAUAUACUAAAACGUUUUGAAUAGCUACGCAGAAAAAUCGAUUGGUUAGACUCAGCUCUUAAAUUAAAAACAGUCUGUGUUCAUUUGAUUCAGAAUUCAGAAUUAAAAUAAAAUACAAAAUAAUGCCAAAGUAGUAAAUGAGUUCUGAACCGUACCAAACGCACGCCGGGAAAAUGUGCCAAAAUAAGAACGAAAACCAAACGUCUUUGGGUACUUCCACUAUAUUAGUAAGACAACGAGUCAGGUUGAUUACGUUGAAUUAAACGAGAUAUCUGAAAUCGUAGAUUCAAGCACAGUGGCUGUUUAGUGUUCAGGGAGACCAAAAUCCACCAUGGUAAUCCAAUUCAAUACGGUAGUCGUACAUAGCAGUUUGCAGCACAAAUCAAUAUACUUACAAAGAACUGACGAUUUUGCGUCACGUAAAUUUGCAGCCGAUCAUACUCAUUUCAUCUAGCAUGUACGUAACAAACUGCGAUUGUUAGAAAUCAACAUAAACAUACUAUCUGGCGACCGUGCUGUAUUCCGAUUUUCGUUUAUCGUUUCAGUUCCAUUUCGUGAACCAUUCAGAGCAAUUAAUUAACAGAUGGAUGUACUAUAGCGGAACUGUUGACUUAGACCUGCGCUGGUAAUUCAUUUGUAGGAAAAUAAACGAAAAAAGAACAAAAUACUCGACAAACGAGAAAGUAGGUAAACUCGAACAGAAUAUUAUAAUCAAAAAAAAUAUAAUAAAAACCAUGAAUGGAUGCGUUACUUUGUUAAUCCACGUACAUAGGACAAGGCAAAGAAAGUUUUAAAAACCAAUAAGCGAAAUAAAGGAGAUCAUGUACUAAAACAGUAAGAGAAUUGAAUUAUUUUAUACAGUAAAAACCAAUAAAACUCUAACUAAAUAGCACAAACAGGAAACCCUUUCCUUUGUAAUAACUCAUGAGUGAAGUUGUGCACUGAUUAGUUGUCCGAUGUAAUGUUGUAGAAUUGACUGUGAAUUUUUGAUUGUUUUAGUUUGCACGUCCUAUAACUAGUACAGCAUUUGUUGUUUCAUUUUUACUGAAUACCGAAAUAUCAAGCAAGAUAGCUGUUAGAUAAAAUAUAUUGCAAAAAACCUAUAUAUUUUGUAAACACAUUUCUAUGAAAAAAAUUAGUUAAUUAUUUGUAUGUAAAGUUACUACUUCAUCUAUUUUUUUGUAAUCGAAGAAUAGUAACGCAGACUAAAGUUAAUUGUAAGCAUCAUUGAAACACGCUAGUUUUUAACUGUUUCUCAGAGGUAAACAAAGCUUAGGAAAAUCACACAUACCAAUACAGUAACAGUACCAUUAAAAAUAAAAUGUAUGACUCAAUCAAUCGUCAACCUCGUCGACACAAAAGCAUAUUCCAACCAGCUUCCUACAACUGGUGGCCAAAGGUGGCACUUACUUAAUUCGAUCGUCAAAUCCGGUCUGCACUGAUUUUGAGUUACCUAUAACAGCAACUUUCCCGAUUCUGUCUGCACGGCAGCACAGAAAACAAUAAUCCACCAUCGGAUCGGUUGCGUAUUCAACAUUGUACCAAACUAGCCUCAGUUGCCUUUGUUUCAGUUCCACAGAACUAUCGCAACCGAACAGGCGAGUCCACGCCAGUGGUCAACCAACGACCGUAAUCAACUUUUCGAAUUCUUCCCCCAGCCAUAAGUAUGAGGGUAAUUGGAACUCAGUCGCGCACAUACAAUCUCUCCCGAGCUGAGUCACUUGAUUGUUAUGAAAAUUGAGAUGGUGGUCCGAUCGGAAAAAAGUUAUCAUAGUCGAAAAACUAAUGAAUAUAAGUUUAAAUAAAUAUCUGACACUGCCCUGAGUCCUGAAUGAAAUUUAGUGAAAAACAAGUACUAAACAAACGAAGUGUGCGCAUGUUUUAUGAGCAUUGAAGAACAAAAACAUCAAAUCAUAAGCAUAAAACAAGGAGAAUCAUAGCGAAGGGCCGACAAUCCUUCAAAUUAAUUGAAAUAUUAAAUAAACUUAAAAUAAAUAACGGUAUCGGUAAAAUAUUUUUUUAAAUAAAUAGUCAAGAAAAGAAAAAUUGAAAAAAUACCUAAGUCGAUCAAAAAUGCUGUAUGGUUAUCGAUUGAAAUUAGCCAAACAAAAAAAAAUGAGACACAUUGAUUAAGGUCGAAUUCAUUUAAUAUCUAGAAUUAUUAACCUAAUUAUUCAAGUAAAAAGGAAAAACAUAAAACUAAAUAAACGGGUUUUGAAUAUAAUUCAACAAAAAUAGAACAAAAAGAGCAAAAUCGACGAAUAGAGAAAUGAAGGAAGAAGAAAUAAAUUUGUUCAAACGAUAAGUGGAGAAUGAAAAUAUGCAAAAAAUAUAUGAAAGUAUAUUUAACAAAAACACAACCUAAUGUUUUGUAUAGAUUAUUUCUGUUAUAUUAUGUAUAAAUUAUUUAAAAUAAAUAAACUUAAUCGCU